AUCAAAAACGCGCCUUGUCUUGGAUGCAGGCGCGGGAGCGGUCAGCGCCCGACGUUGCGAUGCUCUACCGGCACUUUUACCCGAUUCAAAACGACGACGCGGAGAGCAUAUCGAGCGACGAGGAUGUGACAGAAGGAGCGGCAGGCAGAGUUGCGGGCUGUGACUCUGUAUGCAACGGAAACACCGAAAAAGCUCCUCCGAGUGAAACAAAGACGAAGACCAAAGUAGUGGAUCCGAAUGUUAAACUGUCUGCAACAAAAGCAAAGGGUGCCUGUGGCACCAGAAGCACUCCGAUCAGCAAACAAGGAAAAAGAGCGCAGCAAAAAAAGAUCGCGCAGCAGAACCGUGACUCCCGGGCGUUCGUCGAAAUCGAAGCGGUAGCACACUUUCCGGCGCGCGGCGGGAUCUUGGCUGACGAAACGGGAUAUGGCAAGACAGUAACAAUGCUUGCGCUUAUCGCGUCGGACCGCGGUCGAUUCGCCGCGCCGUUUUUGGGAACUAAUGCCGAUAAGCCUGCUUCUGGGCCGCUCUCUGCAGCAGCAUCGGGCCCGGCGUCUACUUUGUCAUCUUCUGCUCCAGCGGUUGACAGUGGAGCAAAGAGCGCUAUGGAUUGCCCGACCACGACCCUAAUCGUCGCGCCAGGCCAUAUCCUCAAGCAGUGGGAGGACGAAGCGAAGCGGUUCUGUGCCGACUGGGGGCCGCGCGUGUUGCGGAUUGCGACGGUAGGGGAUUUGAGAAAGCUUUACUCGACAACAGCUCCCGCAGGAUCAGGCUCCUCGCGACGGGGCAAGAAAAGCAAAAAGCGCAAGGGGGAUGAACAAGAAUACCAAGCCAAAGAAGGUGCAGGCCACGACCCGGGCCAGGCCGUCGGUGCCUCCGCUCGCAUGGAUAUGGAAGAAGAACCCGGCAGAACCAAAAAGCACCAGCCCAGCACAUCGGAGUCGCGCAGCACAGCCCUGCCUUUCAAAAAUCCGUUCCAGGCGUUUGACAUUGUCUUGGUCAGUGCAGGCUUGUUUUUGACGGAGUCAUACCUACAGAUCAAGCAGCAAUGGGCCAAGGCCUCGCGCAUCACAUCAACACAGCCACGAGGUGAAGUGUCGACAUCCACCUCUUUUUCCAGUGGCCUUGCCGCUGAAAAUACUGGAGAACGAAAGAUAAAAGGGAAUCAACUUCAGCAGACGGCGACGGCCGCAAAUAAUUCAACAACCAGUACCGUAUCAACGAAUGACCGAGACGGGGACCACGGCUGUGCCGCUCCCCCAGCAGUGCAAGUGGCGGCAAGCGGCCUGCUUCCCUGUCUAGUAGAUACUCUCUCUCCUGGCAAGAAGGGAAAAGAAAAAGUGCCCUCUGUCGCGAAGGCGUUCGCGGAGUUACAUGCGCAAAAGAAGACCAUAGCUGAUGCUGAACAAGCGAACGCUGUUGACUCCGCCGACACGAAGAUCGUCGUGCAGCCGCUGCACGCCUUCCGAUGGAAGCGCGUCGUGUUUGACGAGUUUCACGAGUGCCUGAGACAGCUCGAGCAGAAAACCGCACUGCAUAUAGAAAAGUAUGGCUUCUUUCUUUACGACUUCGAUGCCGCCACAUCAUAUAUGUGGGCUUUGACGGGCACCCUGAACGCAACCAAUGUCAGCGCGAUCGAGUUGAUGGCAUCGCUUUUCGGUGUCGAUUUACUAGCACUCCCCCUUACUAGUGGCAGCGCGCUUUACCAGCUGACAAAAUGCCUGCCCCGGUUCUGCCCUCCGAAAGUAAGCACUGGCGCUCCCCAAACCACGUGGGCUUGGGAAAAACAAUAUCACAGGGAAUGCAAAUAUAGUUAGUAUAGCUCAUUCAUCUGUGAAACUGAGAAAAGUAUGCAAGUAGUAGGUCUUUCUCUUUUGCGCGUCGAUAGAUUUGCAGGUAGCCAAGUUUCUUGGCGGUUGCACAACACUUCCGUACGUGCAAACAAGUCCGAAGGAGCAUAUUUCAAUUUAUGCAUAUGCAUCGAAGUUCAAGUUAGAAAGUGUGGAUGCGCACCGAUAAAAAAACUGUUUGUAUUUGUUCCGAGUCCAAAGAAUAUUCCGUGCGUCUACAACGGUCCAAGUUUCGUCAUGGGAUGAAUGGCUAACAUAACAACUUUCGUCAUGGGAUAGAGUGUUCUCCCCUGCUCACGAUAUUGACAACGGCCGUGCCGACGGGUGGGAAGUCAUUUGUUAUGCGGUUCGAGGUCAGGAAGAAGAAAACCAAAACACCAAGAGCGGCGCUGAUAACACGAACAUAUUCAAGAAGCUCCAGCCCGGUUUACCUCCGCGCGGUGAGGAUGUUUCAAUUUCUCGACGGGAAUGUUGGCCCAGAAAUAUUACUUUCUGGAAGACGUCCGAGCGCUAUCUCAAAUUGGAUGAGGUUUUCCUGUGGCGUUGCCACGCGUGCGGCGAGAAACCGGCAUACAGCUCUGCUGCAACUCUCCAAACGCGUCCGACGGGUGCUUUCCGCUGCGAAAACUGCCGGACGAAAGGACUUCAUGGGGCGACCAUUCUCCACUGUGAUGAUCGUGAUUUUCUGAAAGUAGACACGCAGGGAUACUUCCAAAACUCCGAGACGUUGGAAGAAAAUCUGCAGUUGAGACUGUCCGCGAAAGAAAUAGACGAAGAGCGGCAGCGCACAGAAGAGGAGUGGUUGCGAAGCACGCAGCGAAAAACUGCAGCGCAGCGCCGAUCCAAAGCGGAGGAGCUCUGGAAAGCUCAUGUGAGAAAAGAAAAAGAGUCCAAAAUUUCUGCGGCAUGGAGUGCUGCUGUGGCACUUCAAUCUGAUGAUGAAAGGAUCAGCGCUAUGGAAAAAUUGCGCGGAUAUCGAAAAGAAGUAGAAGACGCCGACGAAGAUGAAGAAGAGAAACAGGCUUUUCUAGAGCGGGAAAUGGCAGCUGACAACUACCGCUAUUGCUUCUACUACAAGCAAAUUGAGGUUGCUGUCUCGGCGAGGCAGGGCCACCUGAAAAAAUUGUACGGCCCCUUCGAGCACGCACUUGACCGGUCCCGCAUCUGGACGCGCAACGCCCAGAACUUCCUCUCCACCUUCGCCCGGCGAAAUGCGGCGCCUGAGGAAGUGGGCCGCAUCCAGCUCGAGGAAAAACAAAUACCAGUACAGCUGACCCAGCCCGAGCGCGCGCUGUACGAGCAAGAGAAGUACCGGCUGAACCCCCAACUACUUUCCUCCGCAGUUAUCUCCGAGGCCCCCGAGGAGCGCGCCGAGCUCCUGCGUCUCUGCAGCCACUUUGGCACGGUGGCGAGCACGAGCAAGAGCGGCCGGCUUCUAACACCAGUCGAGGCUUGUCAGCUCGAGCUGCGGACACAACGAAGCAGGAUCCGACACCUAUCAGCAAACGUUUUGCUCGUUGUGAAGGCGUUAGAUUUUCUGUGUGCCAACGGGCAUCUGAACGUCGAAGCCUGGGAGGAUGCGGGUUCAGAGCCGAUUUCUAUUCGAAAGCAACUCGAAGUCGAACCUAAAUUCUUGCCAAACGGCGUGCACGCCAAGCUGCGCGCACUCGCAUCUGACUCGACUCCGGAAAGCAAAGCAGUCACAGAAGCAAUCAAAGCAGAAACUGGCAAGAGCGAGUUUGCGAACCUGGAAGCGGUGGACGAACGAUUGCGCCUCACAGACCCGGACAAAAAGUAUCUUGACGGCGGAAUAAACGGAAGUGCGUCGCCAGCCAGUGCCCUGAGAACAUUGAAAACCCGAAACCAAAGCCUUGAAGAAGAAGUGUUGAAGUCCGAACUAAGGACGAUGAUCUGCUGCGUUCAGCUGCGCCAUUCUCUCACCCAAGUUAGAAUUACUGAUUUUAACGACCAGCAGCAGAUCGAGAGAGAACAACAACUUGAAAAACAAAAUGUCAUAUUUGAAUUGCACCGCGGAAAGUUUAUGCACCGGUUCAGCGCCGCUCUGGAAAAGCUCCGGAGCGCCAUUUCGCGCUUGCAGUUUUUCAAGCAGUUGACCAAAGGCUGCGGUACGGAAAACGAAGAUACGGCCUGCUCAGAUGUGACAAGCUCAACUGGAACAAUGUACACCCGGCGGUGCUGGAGUUUGUCAUGGUCUUGUAUAAACCAAACGUCGCAAAAAAGUCUACAAUACUGUGCCUGUAGCUCUGAUGUCCGCAUGACAGGUCGUCUUUAGAAAAAAGAUGUGAAUGCUGUUCAUCGACGAACCCUGAAUAUUAUAUGACAACUGGAGGACACCAGCACAUGCGUACAACUCUGUAUGACGAAUUGAUCUGAAGCACCGUGUCCCAUUCGAGGCUGUCGCAGCAGCUAGCCCCUGCAUAGAAGCUGAAGCAGAACGCUGCAUCAUCUGUGCGGCGGAAGAUCUCACCGACGAUGACAUGGCCGUUUUGCUUCCCUGCAGCCACCAGUUCUGCCAGGACUGCAUCAAGAUGCUGAACCCCAUCGACCCUGCUCUUGCGCUGAACAAGCAGGAAAAGCAGUGCCCGACAUGCCGCACUCCUUUUCGCCCAAUAGACCAGUGCGUGCCGCUCGUGGACGCGCAGAAGGCGUUUGACACGAAAAAGGCCGACAAAUCUGCACCGGCCUGCCGCGUGACGGACCACAGCGUGUUUGGGACCAAAAUUCAGAAAGUCGCGGCCACGAUUCAGGAGGAAAGGGCGAAAGACCCGAAGGCGAAGUUCAUCGUGUUCGUGCAGUGGGAGUCUCUGUUGAAGAUCGUGCGGCACUGCUUCACCGAAUUCGGAUUCAACUUCGUCUCGCUGUUCGGAGCAAGUACUAGAGAAGAGCUGUUCCUGUUUAUUGAUGUGUUGAAUGAAUGACAUUGAGCCUGAAGCGCGAAACUCAUGUAACCAGGAAUCCACUGCCCACCCAGAUUACUCAACAUGCUGCUCAAACUAAUAUUAAGGUCAUCGAUAAAUAAAAAACGACCACAAACUACAAAACAGCUGCAGAUCGGCAGGCGCAGCUACUGGAAAACUUCCAAAAGGAGUCGGAUGGAAAGGACAUCGUGCUUGGAUCGAGAAGCGAAAUUGGAAAAAAUCCCGAUAUUUUGUUGAUGUCGCUGGAGCGUUGUGCAGCUGGGGCAAACUUGACACAGGUACUAUCUGGCCUAAAUGCUCACUCUGUAUCUACGCGCUUUGCAUUUUUGAUAUGCUUUUGCGGAGAUUGCAUGAAUGAAAGCGGUGCAAGGUCGGACACAGGUCUGCUUCUACUGCUCAGCAUAAGUACAAAAUGGCAGUGAUGACUUGCAUGCGUAAUAUACAUCCAUGCAAGAUUCACAUCAAAACUCCUUAUACCAAUCACACACUCCAGGCCUCCCACGUUCUUUUCGUCCACCCAAUGAAUGGCGACCUCAACACCGCCCGCGCUGCCGAGAUGCAGGCCAUCGCCCGGGCGCGGCGGUUCGGGCAAAAGCGCGACAGAGUGAAGGUCCUCCGGUUUGUGGCAAAAGACACGAUCGAGGAGCAGAUCACGAAGGAGCACGAGGAGGCAAUUUUGAAGCAGCGGGCUGCGGACGAGCAGCUCCGGGCGCAGUCCAAAGUCAAAGCGGCAAAGCUGAAAGAAGAGGAAAAAAGGAAAGAGGAGGAGAAAGAGGCUGCGAAGGCGGAACGGAAAAAACGAAAGUUGGAGCUGCGCGGAGAAGAGGCCAGGGCUGAAGAGGCGCAGGAGGAAGAAGCGAAAUUGGAAAGAAAACGUCGGAAGGUGGAGCUCGGGAAAGACGACGUGGCGAAGUGAGAUAGACAUAGUCAUAGAUUCGACUUCAACGUGUGGCUUUGCAUAAAGAUAAGUAAGAAGGGCAACGAAAUAACCGAUUUCAAAACUAUGAAAGAUAAUACCUUUUACCCCCAAAGGCGGCGCAAUGAGCUUGCUUGAAGCUUAAUAUUCCAUCACGGUCGGGAAGUGCACAAUUUUUGCUGCUCAUUCAUUUCAUUUUAUAUCACGAGUAUGUCUACUAACUUCAUGAACUUCUGCAACUCCCACUCAUAUCGAUUUAUGUGUACGAACUUCUGCAGUUCAAACUAGUACCCCUAGUGAAGCAAAGAAGCAGAAAC
Amoebophrya sp. A120 is the source of this 6022-nucleotide messenger RNA. NCBI's taxonomy places the organism in Eukaryota, Dinophyceae, Syndiniales, Amoebophryaceae. The record is from the annotation of a GenBank genome assembly.